Mobula hypostoma (lesser devil ray) is the source of this 2030-nucleotide messenger RNA. It is a transcript of the gene ddost, whose product is annotated as dolichyl-diphosphooligosaccharide--protein glycosyltransferase subunit (non-catalytic). Lineage: Eukaryota; Metazoa; Chordata; Chondrichthyes; Myliobatiformes; Myliobatidae. Gene Ontology annotation, cellular component: endoplasmic reticulum membrane; oligosaccharyltransferase complex. The coding region runs from base 38 to 1381 and encodes 447 amino acids. The record is from RefSeq and is a predicted model, not a curated record. The transcript has 11 exons.
CGGAUCCGGUUGGAGUGGCGGCUGGGUGGCUCUGGAGAUGGCGGAGGGUCAGAGUAGGAGCUGGGUUGGGAAGGUUGGGAGCCGGGCCUCGCUGCCCGUAUUUCUGCUACUCGCCUGCCUCCUGUCCCUGGCGAAUGGAGCUGGACGGACGCUGGUGCUUCUGGAGAACAUCAACAUGAAGGAAACGCAUUCGAUAUACUUCAGGAGCCUGGCGGAUCUUGGGUUCAAUUUGACAUUCAAGAUUUCAGAUGAUCCUGGUCUGUCUCUAAUUAAACAUGGAGAGUUUCUAUAUGACCACCUCAUAAUUUUUUCACCAUCUGUGGAAGAUUUUGGAGGCAACAUUAAUGUUGACACUAUUGCCACAUUCAUUGAUGGAGGUGGAAAUGUACUGGUCGCUGCGAGCUCAGACAUUGGGGAUCCUUUACGAGAACUGGGUAGUGAAUGUGGCAUUGAAUUUGAUGAGGAAAAGACUUCAGUUAUUGACCAUCAUAAUUAUGAUGUUUCUGAUCUUGGUCAGCACACCCUGAUCAUUGCUGACAGUGAUCAAUUGCUGAAGGCUCCCACCAUUGUGGGGAAGCGGCCAACAAACCCUCUUUUAUUCCGAGGAGUUGGUAUGGUUGCUGAUCCUGAUAAUCCUUUGGUCUUGGAUAUUCUGACUGGAUCUUCUAGUUCUUAUUCCUUCUUUCCAGACAAGCCAGUCACGCAGUAUCCUCAUGCUGUGGGGAAGAACACCCUGCUGAUUGCUGGACUCCAAGCACGGAACAAUGCUAGAGCUGUCUUCAGUGGUUCUAUCGAUUUCUUCAGUGAUGCCUUCUUUGAAUCUGCUGUGCAGAAAGCAGUCCCGGGCGCUGAACGAUUUCCAAAAACUGGGAAUUUUGAACUGGCAAUGGCACUGUCCCGCUGGGUAUUCAAAGAGGAAGGAGUUCUCCGUGUUGGAAAGGUGUCUCACCACCCUGUUGGGGAAACCAAUCCACCAAAUGCCUAUACCAUAACUGAUCUGGUGGAAUAUAGCAUUGUUAUUGAAAAACUCUCCAAUGGGGAGUGGAUCCCAUUUGAUGGGGAUGACAUUCAACUGGAGUUUGUUCGCAUUGAUCCCUUUGUUAGAACCUACCUAAAGAAAAAUGGUGGUAAAUAUAGUGUGCAGUUCAAACUGCCUGAUGUCUAUGGUGUGUUCCAGUUUAAAGUGGAUUACAACAGGCUUGGAUACACCCAUCUUUAUUCUUCCACUCAGGUAUCUGUUCGUCCUCUUCAGCACACACAGUACGAACGUUUCAUUCCCUCUGCCUAUCCAUACUACGCCAGCACCUUCUCCAUGAUGGUUGGCCUCUUCUUGUUCUCGGUGGUCUUCUUGCACAUGAGAGAGAAAGAGAAGGCGGAGUGAGGGAUUGGAGAGCGUUCUCUAUUCUGGGUAUCUCCAGUGCUGAGAGCUUUAAGUUGGUUUAAAUUGGUGAGGGAUGAUUGCAAAUUCUAGCCUUUCUGGAGCUUAUGCCACCUCAGGAGCAACUAAACUACAAAUCCCAUUUAUUGUGAUCCCUCCGUUGAUCAGAGGUUACCAUGUGCUGCAGAUUGCAGAAAGUGGGUGUAUCAAUUUGAGUGUUGAUUUCUUUUGCACUGUAGAAUAAAUAACUUCGUUUUUAAAAAAAAAACUGCCAGAAGUGUCGGAGUCAUUUUCCAUUAAGAGACUAAAACCCUUGGUUAAAAAUAAUGGAGGAAACUGAAGAACUUCUGUUUCUUCAGCAGUUGCAUUCAAAGUUCCAGAAACAUAAGAACAACAAAAUCUGCCAAGUUUUCCGACAGGCGAACUCCAGUUCAAUUGGAAGAUCUGAGUUAAUAGAACCACUUGUGGUCUCUUUGGCGGGAUCAUAUCAUUUAGCAAAAGAGAUUAAAAUAAGUGAGCAAAAUUUUAUUUUCAGAUCAAAUUAUGUUUUUUAAGAAAAAUUCUCCCCAGCACUUAAUUCUUGCACCUACAUUGAUGUAACUUCUCGAUUUAUGUUUCUUAUCAUUGGAAAUAAAGUGAAACAUUCCAUUGA